Messenger RNA from Zootermopsis nevadensis, 2250 nucleotides. NCBI's taxonomy places the organism in Eukaryota, Metazoa, Arthropoda, Insecta, Blattodea, Termopsidae. The record is from RefSeq and is a predicted model, not a curated record.
GGGGGUUGGAUAGUGUGUGAGUGCGUGUGUCCAUGCUGGAAGAAGUCAAUGUUAUCAGAAUCAUGGCAGGAACGGCGGGACUGAGCAUCCAUCCUCUCUUCACCGGAUAUUCGUUCCAAGGGCAGGGCAGGGUGAACCAGCUGGGCGGCGUCUUCAUCAACGGACGCCCUCUGCCAAACCACAUCCGCCUCAAGAUCGUAGAGAUGGCCGCCGCUGGGGUUCGACCCUGCGUCAUCUCGCGACAACUGCGCGUGUCACAUGGCUGCGUGUCCAAGAUACUGAAUCGUUACCAGGAGACCGGCAGCAUCCGCCCUGGAGUCAUAGGGGGUAGUAAGCCGAGGGUGGCUACCCCCGAGGUGGAGCAACGCAUCGAGGACUACAAGAAGGCGAACCCAGGCAUCUUCAGCUGGGAGAUCCGCGACAGGCUCAUCAAGGAAGGGCUCUGCGACAGCGCAAGCGCGCCGAGCGUGUCGUCUAUCAGUCGCCUUCUGAGGGGCGGAUCGGAUCUGAAGAAGGAUUAUAGCAUAGACGGAAUUCUCGGAGGUCGCUGCGGUGAAGAGUCAGACACGGAGUCCGAACCAGGGAUCCCCCUGAAGAGAAAGCAGCGUCGGAGCCGGACGACGUUCUCUGGAGACCAGCUGGAGGAGUUGGAGCGCGCGUUCCAGAGGACGCAGUACCCAGACGUCUACACCCGCGAGGAACUUGCUCAGCGCACUGGGCUCACAGAGGCUAGAAUACAGCAGGUAUGGUUCAGUAACCGACGUGCGAGAUGGCGGAAACACACUGGAGGGACGUCGUUCAGCCCGUUGUCAGCAGUGCCUAGCUACCAGUACCCGUCCACUAGCUGUGAUGUCAUGGCACUCCAUCAUAAUUCAGGAAGUACAAACUGGCACCGAACCGGAAGUCAGCUCGCCAACUAUUCUGCCCUCAUGCAACAGUCCCACGUCACCACUAAUAGCCUACAACAGCCAAAUAUCGCCUUGCCGACGUCUCAAAUGUUGGACCAAGCGACGACGCCAGCUGCGACAGCCACGACAUUACUAUCAAUGCCAUCUAUCAGCACGACGCAGGGGAAUGGCAGCAUCAUGAGUCACGGAAUGGGGUAUUCAGCACCACCUAGCGGUGUCAAUGGGGACUAUCAACACUGCGACCCGACAGCUGCAGCGGGAGUUUGGGGAAGUAGAUUCAAUAGCGACCCAAACUGGAGUCACCACGGCUUUCCGGCAAUCACCGACAACUAUGGAAUGCUGGGGGGUAGUGGGUCUGGAGAAACUCUGUUGUCUGGAAGUAGUCUGCAGACAGAGCAGUCUGUCCAACAGUCAACAUCUCACCAUCACCAGUUCGGAGGAUCCUCCGUCUACAAAGGUCACGGUUCCCGAACUUCCACAAUGUCUACAGGAUCAUCCCUCGGCAUAUUCUGAUUAAGAACGUUUGCCUUGAUUUGAAUUUACCGGCGCCGUACAAUAGAAGUGUUGUUGCUUUUCGAACGUAGCUCCUUGCAUUGGUUGACUCGCAAAAUCUUUCGAUUUGUUUCGGUUUCCUCCGAUGACUGUGAAAUUGCCUUGGCUUCGCCACACUCGUUAUCUUCUGAAUUCGUCGUGAAGAAACUUUCAGAUGGAAAAUGUUACUGCAUACCAAAUUUAAUUCGGAAAACCUGAUGAAAAAGCCCACUUGGGAGACCUAAUCGUAGAUGGGAGGGAAUAUAUGAUGAUGUGGAUUGGAUUCAUCGGAUAAGAAUAUGGACCGAUGUCGGGCUCUUGUAAACACGGCAAUGGAACUUCUGAUUCCAUAAAUGACGAGAAAUUUCUUGACCAGAUGAAGGACCAUCAUUUUCUCAAGGACUCUUCCUCAAACGAGUUAAUUAAUGUUAAUUAUAGAGUAAUUUACAGGGCCUAUACGGAACAAUGUGAUAAAUGCGUGUGAACAGCGAAAUCCUUACCGAUACCAAUAUGGGAUGAUUUUUUUUUCGAUGGCUGUCGUGGUUAAUUAUGAGAUACUUGUCCUUAUAUAAGUGAUAAUUAAAAAUUGAGUGAUGUAUUAGUCAUUUGUAUGUAAUAUAUGUAUAUAUACUUUAAAUUUGUUAUGCUGAUGCUUCGUUUUGUAACACAUUUUCCUUAUUUUACAAGGUAAAAUAUGUUUGUUUUCACCGGAUGGAUUUUAAACCAACUGACAGACUUUAGUAAAAUGUUGUAUGCCCCCAAAUGAACGCGUUCGCGGCAACAUGACUCAUUUGUGUACUUCUAUAGGCUA